This is a messenger RNA of Scomber scombrus (Atlantic mackerel), 1116 nucleotides long. It is a transcript of the gene necab1, whose product is annotated as N-terminal EF-hand calcium binding protein 1. The record is from RefSeq and is a predicted model, not a curated record. The coding region runs from base 13 to 1059 and encodes 348 amino acids. Gene Ontology annotation, biological process: regulation of amyloid precursor protein biosynthetic process. NCBI's taxonomy places the organism in Eukaryota, Metazoa, Chordata, Actinopteri, Scombriformes, Scombridae. The transcript is spliced from 13 exons. Gene Ontology annotation, cellular component: cytoplasm. Gene Ontology annotation, molecular function: calcium ion binding.
GACACAUUUUGGAUGAUGGAUUGUUCAGAGGAGCUGCAGUCUGUGUCUGAGGAGCCCAACACUGCUCAAAUGAACCUCAAGAAGGGAAUGUCGAUUUUCAUUGAUAUUUUACGGAGAGCUGAUAAAAAUGAUGAUGGGAAGCUGUCCUUUGAUGAAUUCAAAGCCUACUUCUCUGAUGGAGUCUUGACAGCUGAGGAAUUGAAGGAGCUCUUCCACACUAUUGAUACCCACAACACAGACAAUGUGGACACUGAUGAACUCUGUGAGUAUUUCUCACAGCACCUUGGUGAAUAUGAGAACGUUCUCGCUGCCUUAGAAGACCUGAAUAUGUCCAUCCUGAAGGCGAUGGACAAAACAAAGAAGGAAUAUCAGGAGUCCACCCACCUGGAGCAAUUUGUGACCCGCUUCCUGCUGAAGGAGACAACCAAUCAGCUUCAUUCCCUUCAAAGCUCGCUCGAGUGUGCCAUGGAAACCACGGCCGAGCAGACUCGCCAAGAGAAACAGGGCCCUGUGAAGCCAGAUGUUUUGACCAUCCAGUGGUCGAGUCGUCGCUCCAAUCGGAGGCUUCAGAGGAACAGCAGCCUCUCUCCCAACAACCCGCUCCUCAGUCUCGUCAAUUCAGGUGUUUAUGAUGAAGACAGCCAGUGGAUGAUGCAGGUUAACAGACUGCAGAAGCUUAUCGACCGCCUAGAACAAAAAGAGAUCCGUCUGGAGCCUGUUGAAGAGGAGGUCCUGGAGAGCAAAUCGCACAUCCUGAUAGUCCAGAGGCAGCUCUCGGUGCUGGAGGAAGAGCUGGAGGAGUUUCGUUUGGCUCUCAGACAGUACAUGGAGUGUGCCUGCGCCCAGACUGGAUGUCUACAUAUUGCAGUUCAGCGGCUGGCGAAUGAAUCACGCUUCAUUCUCUAUGAAUUCUGGGAGCACAACAACGUGUGGAAGAAUCACCUGCAGACCAACUACAGCAAGACCUUCCAGAGGGGGAAUGUGGACUUCCUGGAAACUCCUGAAUCCAUAACCACCAUGCUGGUUCCUGCCUCCUGGUGGGUCCUCAACAACAACUGAUCGUCACUGACGGGUGCAGAGAGAGGAAACAGUCACCUGUCAACAUGUCAGGAAGUC